Messenger RNA from Henningerozyma blattae CBS 6284, 2370 nucleotides. RefSeq lists its product as uncharacterized. Gene Ontology annotation, biological process: retrograde transport, endosome to Golgi; protein retention in Golgi apparatus. The transcript has a single exon. Lineage: Eukaryota; Fungi; Ascomycota; Saccharomycetes; Saccharomycetales; Saccharomycetaceae. The record is from RefSeq and is a predicted model, not a curated record. The coding region runs from base 1 to 2370 and encodes 789 amino acids. Gene Ontology annotation, molecular function: phosphatidylinositol binding. Gene Ontology annotation, cellular component: endosome.
AUGAACUUUGAUGGAGAAGACGCUUUGGCUGCUCCAGUUUGGGACGAUUUGGCUCCUACAAAUGACAAACCUUUAGAAGAUAUUACCAGGAUUUCUAACUCAGUCGAUCAGACAACUGAUAUUAAUAUAUUUAAUGAUGACAAUGCGAUUAAUAAGGAAAUAGAUGAUAUAUCCUCUAAUCAGCGAUUAAAUCACCAGGAAGAGCUAAGGGAUUUCGAAAAUCCCUUUGAAACCUCUGCGUUGCUUCAUAAUACUUCUCCGAUAUUUGAUAAUCAGACUUUUACCAAUAAAGAAUCAAAUAAUGGCAACACUAUGGAGUCAGAAAAUUCCAUUUUAAAUCAAGCAGAAAUAUCUGAUCACCUUACCUCUCAAACUCAAAAUGAUUCGUUAUUAGUAGGCUCUUCGCUUCUAGAUUCUUUGGCCCCAGAGACUGACCUUGUAACUUCAUUAAAUCAGGACUCUACCAAUAUAUUUAAUCCUCAAUCUUCUGAUGAACCUUUAUUUGCUUCUACUUUCAAGUCUCCACUGAAUCUCUCUGAAGAGAAUGAAGAAGAAACUACACACCAACAAAAUAAUAUUAUUACCUCAAAUAUUAAUUCAAAACAAAUACAAUUAUUGUUUAAAGCACCUAGAAUACGCCGUCGACCUUUAAAGAGGGUCGCAAACACAACCAGCAUUGAUACUACUGCAACAUCACAGCCAAUCGAAUCAGCAUAUGCAACUGUUAAGACACAAGAAUCUAUUAACAGCACUACUGUUUCCUCUACAGAUAAAACUACAGAUACUAUGACAAAUAUCUCUGAUCCAUUAUCUAAAUUUGUAACAGAAAAACAGAAGAUACUCCAAGGUUCCCAAACUAAUAGUGCACAGGACUCUAUAACUAAAGAUUUCAAAAAUGAUAUUGUUGAGCAGGCUACAAAACCGUUAUUUGAUUUAACUCUAGAGUCCCCUGAACUUAAAAAAUCUCACGAGAAUUCUAACGAUGGAACGGAGCAUUCUACUGAUGCCAUAUUUUCUAAAGCUAGCGAUAAAUUUCAAAAGGAGAGUUCAGCAGACCCUACAUCUGAUACCCGUAUCGAUUCAGAUACUCCACUCCAUCCAGAUGAGUUAGAAAAUGUUGUACCAGUACUACUGGAAGAAGAGCCAGCAAUGCCUCUAAUGAAGUUUGAAAUCGAAGUUAUUGAUCCGGUAACUGUUGGAGAAAUGACAUCUGCCCAUGUUGAAUACACUGUAAUAUCCAAAUGUGAUGGCUUAACCCCAAACUAUUCACAAGUGAAUAGACGUUAUUCUGAUUUUAGAUGGCUAUAUCGACAAUUACAGAAUAAUAACUGGGGUAAAAUUAUUCCUCCACCACCUGAAAAACAAAUGAUAGGGAAGUUUAAACAAGAUUUUAUAGAAAACAGACGAUUACAAAUGCAGAAUAUGCUGAUAAGAAUAUCCUGUGAUCCUAUUUUACAAAAUGACAACGAUUUCCAACUGUUUUUACAAAGUUCAAAUUUUACGUUUGAUGCAAAAACUCGCGAAUUUUAUUCUGGUUCGAAUGCUUCUAACGACAGUAACGAUUUAUCUGAAAUCCAAAUUAGUGAAAUUAAAUUAUUAGGCCAAGAAGAUGCCAAUAUUGUAAUGAAAAGUGGUGGUUUAGCAGGUGACCAACGAAAAGGCUUUAUGAGCAUGUCUUUAUCAUUUUCGUCUUAUCCAAAAUAUCAGGAACCUGACGAAUUCUUUAUUACUCAAGUAGAAAAUUGUGAACUUAUUGAAGAACAAUUAUCGAACCUAUAUAGAGCUCUAGAAUCUGUUGAUACUCAGCGAAAUGAUAUGUCAAAUUUAGUUCUAGAGUUUGCUGCCUCUAUCGAUGCCUUAUCAAAUCUAGAACCCACAAAAAAAACUGCUGAAUUACUAACAGAAUUCGCAAAAGUUCAUAAAGCAAUAAAGGAAACCCUUGAUAGAAAAUCUUUACAGGAGGCUUUGACGUUAGGAUCUACCUUAGAUGAAUAUAUAAGAUCAGUGGCAAGUGUAAAAGCAAUAUUUAAUCAACGAGCUAGAUUAGGUUACUAUAAGGUAAUCGUCGAAAAUGACUACAACAAAAAUAAGACCCAAUUAGAAAAAUUUGGACCAUCUAAUGGUAAAAAUGCUAAUAAUGAAAAAAGAAAGAGGGCAGAAUCAGAUUUUAAUGCGAUCAGUAUCAGGUUUAAAAAGGUAAAUGAUGCCUGGACCUCAGUUGGUGAAACAAUUAAAAAAGAACUUUCACAUUUUGAAACUGAAAAGAUUCAGGAAUUCCGCAACAGCAUGGAAAUUUUUUUAGAAUCCUCAAUAGAAUCACAAAAGGAAACUAUUGAAUUAUGGAUGACCUUCUAUCAGAAUUAUCUAUGA